Messenger RNA from Nasonia vitripennis (jewel wasp), 7755 nucleotides. RefSeq names its product receptor-type guanylate cyclase Gyc76C. Lineage: Eukaryota; Metazoa; Arthropoda; Insecta; Hymenoptera; Pteromalidae. The transcript has 21 exons. Gene Ontology annotation, biological process: intracellular signal transduction; protein phosphorylation; cGMP biosynthetic process. The record is from RefSeq and is a predicted model, not a curated record. The coding region runs from base 1341 to 5996 and encodes 1551 amino acids. Gene Ontology annotation, molecular function: protein kinase activity; guanylate cyclase activity; ATP binding.
UCGUCCGGGUCCAUUCGCCGUGCACACCAUCUUCGAUCGUCUUCCCAUCACUCAAAUCAGUCAAACAAUACUCGUCACACUGUCCCACACAAAAACUAACCUCACACCGACACAGCAACAACAACAGUAACACGCGUAAACAAAGCAAAAAUCCUCGUAAAUUACCGAGCGCCGCGCCGAGUCGUCGAGCAACCGGCACGACUCGCGGCGCUCGUUACUCCAGUGCUGCCGCCCUGUCGGCGCAGCGGUCGAACUACGGCCACCGCCGCCGCAGAAAAUCAUGUGUUCGCUGGUUGGCCUCAGUAUGACGCGGCCUCUGCUUACGCGCGGUUGCCCCCUGGCAGGAACGACGUCGUCGACGAGGACGACCUGCAAAAGACAGAGAGAGAGAGAGAGAGAGAGAGACACACGCGCGCAAUACACAGUAUACACAUUACCGAGCGUGCGUUUCAUAUACAUACCCGCGCGGAAAGAGAUUUCACGCGUGUGCGCAUAUAAGUACUGCCAGAGUGUGCUGCUGGUAAAUAACACGAGACGCGUCGUCGGGCCUCCGCAAAGAGCAGAUCCACAAAGAGGGGAAAAGUAGUGUGCGAGAGCGCGAGAGAGAGAGAGAGAGAAAGAGAGAGAGAGAGAGUGUCGUCUAUAACCUCGUCGCGAGUGUGCUGGCCGAUUUCCGAGACGAGCCGCUAAGCUGCAUCCUCUCCGCCGGUGGUGUUGGUGUGCGCGCCGCGGCUUAUCGCAGCGCAGACAGCGUAUACGGCUCGCACUCUGCGCCGAGAGGAAAACAGAAAGAGAGUGCGAGAGACGACGACGGCGAAGACGUCCUUCUCGUUUUCCGCCGCGCGCGCGCGCGCAGGUGAAAAAUAUAAGAGAGCCAUCGCGAGUGUGUAUAAUAUACGCGGCCACAGUGUGAUUUGAUUGUUCAUCAUUAUACCGAGAGUAUACAGUGUGCAGUGUUCAGUUGCGUGCAGAUGUGAUAUCGUUGAUGUACGAGGCUAGUUACGCAGAGCCCGAGGGAGAGAGAGAAGAUAUUAUACAUUAGUCAGAUAAGAGAGGCGAGAAUAUACGAAUAUAGUAGCCGUGUAGAGAGAGAGAGAGAGCAUCAGCACGACGACGACGACGAAUGAGUGGAUCGACGGCGGCGUUAUUACCAUGCUGGACACGGACACGAGUCCCAGGUGGCUGUUUGUAGUUGAUACUGAAGCAAAGAAGAAAUCUGGUUGUCGGCAGCAUGGUAGAGAAAUAGCCCAUUCGGAAUUGCAAUAUUCUUGCUGAAGUUAACCUGCCAUGUUGUUUAGGUGAGGAGAGGAAGGAGGCGCUGACCGGUGGCGGCGGCGGCCAUGCGCCCCGGCCCGCCGAGCACGAGCCGCCGCAGGCCUCCCCGUCGCCAGCAGCAACAUCAACCACCACAAGAACAACAACAAGAGCCGCAACCACGCCAACAUCCUCAUCGUAUCCAUCAGACAUCAUUGCACCGGCCGACUCGUCUUUACCGACCGUCGGUAGGGUCGUCACGCCAGCAGCAGCAGCGCCACCGCUGCGGUGUUCUCGGCGUAAUAUUGCUGCUGCUGCUGGCCACGUGUCCCGGUCGAGCCGAACCACCGUCCAGUGGGCAAGAUGUCACGAGUAGUAGUCUACCGGUGCAACGUCAGCCGAGGAAGCCGCAGAAUCUCACCAUUGGUUACCUCACCGCGAUCAAAGGCGAACUCAAGGACAGGCAGGGACUCGCCAUCUCCGGCGCGUUCUCCAUGGCCCUUGACGAGAUCAACAACGAUCCGAACAUUCUGCCGGACGUGAAGCUGGUGAUGCGAUGGAACGACACGCGGGGCGAAACGGUCGAGGCCACCAAGGCGAUGGUCGACAUGAUCUGCGAGGGAGUCGCGGCUUUUUUUGGGCCCGAAGGCUCCUGCUACGUCGAAGCCAUAGUCGCACAGUCCCGCAACAUACCCAUGAUCAGUUACAAAUGCUCGGACUACAAGGCGUCGAACGUCAACACAUUCGCCCGCACGGAGCCGCCGGACACCCAGGUGACCAAGUCGGUGAUCGCUCUGCUGCUGCACUACAACUGGAACAAGUUCAGCAUCAUAGCCGAGAAGCCCUGGUCGACCGUCGCGAAAUCCCUGCAGAACCAGGCCGCCUACAACAACCUGACCAUCAACCACUUCCUCAGCGUCGAGGACAGGCACGUCUGCUGCGAGGACAGACUGCCUUGUUGUCAGGGCGGCGGCUGGUUCCCCAUCAUCCAGGACACCAAGAACAUGACGCGUAUUUACAUAUUCCUCGGGACGCCGAUAUCGUUGAUCGAGUUCAUGAACGCCAUGCAGAAUCAAAGGCUACUCGACAACGGCCAGUACAUGGUGAUCUACGUGGACAUGAUGACCUACACGCCGAAGGAAGCAAUGAAGUACUUAUGGAAACCCGAGCACUACGACAACCUGCGAGAUUGUCAAGACCCAAAGGACAAGGACUUUCUCAAGCGAGCGCGAUCCCUCAUGGUCGUGGCGUCGACUCCACCGACGCAGAACUACGAGGAGUUCACGCAGAAGGUGCGAGACUACAGCAGCAAGGAGCCCUUCAACUUUCCCGUCCCCGAGAGAUUCCUCCUCGACAAAUUCGAAAAGUACGUUUCGAUUUACGCGGCCUACCUGUACGAUUCGGUGAAGCUGUACGCCAGGGCUCUGGACCAGCUCCUGCGCGACUAUCCGGAUCAACCGCUGGAGGAGAUCGCGAGCAACGGCACGCUGAUCAUCGAAACGAUCAUCAAAAAUCACACGUAUCAGAGUAUCAGCGGAGCGACGAUCAAGCUCGACAGCCACGGAGACUCGGAGGGUAACUUCUCGGUGCUGGCUCUGCAGAAGGAGCCGCUGCACAUCCAAAAUUUCUCCUGCGACUUCCAGAUGAAGCCGGUCGGCCAGUUCCAGCAGGGCGACAAUCUGGCUUACCGGCCGUCGGAGGCGGUGGACUGGCCCGGCAAGAACAAGCCCGAGGCCGAGCCCGGCUGCGGUUUCCUGAACGAGCACUGUCCCAAGGACGACACUCACAUGCGCAGCAUCGUAGCCGCCGGCGUCCUUGCGGUGCUUCUCUUCUGCGCGGCUGUCAUCACCAUGAGCAUCUACCGGAGGUGGAAGAUCGAGCAGGAAAUCGAGGGACUGCUCUGGAAGAUCGACCCCAGCGAGAUACACGGCUAUCCGCAUCUCGACAACAUGAUGUCCUCUCCUAGUAAGUUAAGUUUAGUUAGCGCAAUGUCGUACGAGUCGAGAUGCGGAGGCCAGGUGUUCGCUCAAACCGGGCAUUACCACGGGGUCGUGGUGCGUAUUAAGGAGCUCAAGUUCUCCAAGAAGAAGGACAUAUCGAGGGACGUCAUGAAGGAAAUGCGAAUACUUCGCGAAAUCAGACACGGUAAUCUCAACUCAUUCAUCGGUGCCUGCGUCGAGCCAAUGAGGAUACUACUAAUUACCGAUUAUUGUGCCAAAGGAAGUCUUUACGACAUCAUUGAAAACGAAGAUAUAAAGUUAGAUGAUAUGUUCAUUGCGUCUUUAAUUCAUGAUCUCAUUAAGGGGAUGUUGUAUAUUCACGAGUCAUCCGUACUAGUCUGUCAUGGUAAUCUCAAGUCUUCGAAUUGCGUGGUGACCUCCCGCUGGGUACUUCAAGUUUCUGAUUUUGGCCUUCAUGAUAUGCGCCACUGUGCUGAAUCCGAUAGCAUUGGUGAACAUCAGUAUUAUCGAAAUUUGUUUUGGAAAGCACCAGAGUUAUUGAGAAAUCUUCAUGCUCCGAUAAGAGGAACGCAGGAGGGAGACAUAUAUUCUUUUGCGAUAAUCUUAUUUGAAAUAAUCGGAAGAAAGGGGCCUUAUGGAGGUGUUAAUUUAGAACCCAAAGAAAUCAUAGACCGAGUGAAGAGGUAUCCGGAGGACGGGGAGCCACCGUUCAGGCCGAACGUGGACAUACUUUCGGAAUCCGAGGCGGACUGUGCCGAUUAUAUCGUGAAUACGAUAACCGACUGUUGGGCAGAGAGUCCGGAGCUGAGGCCCGACUUCAAGACAAUCAGAACGAGAUUGAAGAAAAUGAAGGCGGGCAAGCACCGUAACAUAAUGGACCAAAUGAUGGACAUGAUGGAAAAGUACGCUAACAACCUCGAAGAUCUAGUCAGCGAGCGAACGCGCCUUCUCUUCGAGGAAAAGCAAAAGACAGAGGACCUACUUCAUAGAAUGUUACCUGAACCCGUUGCCAAUUGCCUAACAAACGGCAUUGGCGUGGAGCCCGAAGCCUUCGACCUGGUCACUAUUUACUUCAGCGAUAUUGUUGGUUUUACAGCAAUGUCAGCCGAGAGUACACCGUUUCAGGUCGUCAAUUUCCUCAAUGACCUGUAUACUCUGUUCGAUCGUAUCAUAAAAGGAUACGACGUGUAUAAAGUAGAAACGAUAGGAGAUGCUUACAUGGUGGUUUCUGGGCUACCGAUCAAAAACGGCAACAGGCAUGCCGGAGAAAUCGCGUCUAUGUCUCUGGAACUGCUGAACGCCGUGAAACAUCACACGAUAGCUCAUCGUCCAUCUGAAACGCUUAAACUUAGGAUUGGAAUUCACACUGGCCCGGUCGUAGCGGGAGUAGUAGGUUUAACCAUGCCGAGGUACUGUUUAUUCGGCGACACGGUCAAUACGGCAUCGCGAAUGGAGUCGAAUGGGGAACCAUUGAGGAUACACAUAAGUGCGCAAUGCAAAGAUGCGCUGGAUAAAAUUGGUGGUUACGUAAUCGAAGAGCGAGGAUUAGUACAAAUGAAAGGAAAAGGCGAAGUCAAGACUUACUGGUUGACUGGAGCAACCGAGAAAGCUAUACAAAAGAGAGAGGUCGACGUGAAUGACCUACCACCGCUGUUCUGUCGUCCGCGGCGCAGUCCUAAGUUGAACCCGGAUUCACGCCAAGCCUCACUGUUGGGCGGCCUGGGUGCAGGUAGUCGUCGACAGUCCAGUGUACCUAGACCCACACCUUCGGAUAACGCGGAUUCGGCCUCGCAGUGCGGUAACUCCAGUCCUCUGCAAGCCAGACCAGCCUUAACUGCACGAAAACUCGAACGCUCGCCGCUUUACCUCACAGAGAGCUCCUCUAAGAUGACGCUCGAUAACAUGGCCAUGGUGCGCGAGGAAGCCGAGACUCGUGCGGCUAACAUCAAGCUCGUCCUCGACGAUCUCUUUCCUAAUAAUUCGGACAGACAUCCAGUACUAGCUGGAAAUGGAUUACCAUCUUUGCAACCAAGCGGUGCCAAAUUCCGGAAAAACGCGCGAGUGCUGUCGACAAUAGCGGCCUCCUCGACCUCCACGAGUGACCAUCCAGGUCAACCAGCUGCGCAGUGUAAAGCUCUAGCUUUGCGAGAAUCCAGAUCGUUGGAUCCAUUCCCGGUUGAUAUGUUGAACUUAAACUCGCGUAAACUGGAGCCCACUCAGCUUCUGACCUGGAAGCUACAGCCAAGAAAGUCGAGUUUUCGCUCGCUGGAGAACUGCGACAAGUGUCCGACAUCGCGUCAGGGUUCCAAGACCAGCCUCGCGAACGAGAAGCUGCUUAAUAAUAACUACCCCAACGGCAACGUCAUUAUUGUGCCCGCACAGAGCAACGGGGACGAUCAACGAGCCAACUCCAAUAUCACGAGUCAUCAGCAGUCGCAUCAACAGCAGUUGGUGCCAUUCCAGCAUAACGAUCAAGACGCUGCGGAAACGCCACUUCUGCUAGGCGAGAACUGCCUACUGUCGUCCGGCGAGCUAUCGAUGCCCGUCAAACGAUGGCGUUCCCUCGAUCAGGUCGCCGCACCGGACAACGGCAGCAGCGGAGGCGGUUGCGUAGCGGUCGGUGGCGGCCUGGCCGACAAGAAGAGUUCCGCCAGGAACUCGAUACGAAGCUGGCUAGCAAAUCUCUUUAACGGCAACGGACUGCGAAGUAGUGACGCAUCCCUCAGGCGUGGCGUCAUCCCCGGUUACGACAUGCAGUCCGAGAGGGAGAGCAUCGUCUGAGACUCUGGCAGUUAACAUACAUUUUUUUUACUCGAGCAUGGCUUCGGCGUUGUUUUGUUAUUGUUCAUAUUGGAUGGUAUAGCUCUUACUGUGAUAAGAGUCACGAGCGAUAUUGUUUAUUGUUUUUUUUUUUUCGUUAAAGGAUUUACUCUGGAUAUUUUUCUUUUUGUAAAUUUUGUAGGCGAUUUUGAAGGGACGGAUAUUGCAAUCAUGAAGAUGUAAUAUAGAAUUAUUGGUGACGAAACGCAUUUUUAAACUUUACGAAAUCGUCUAGCUCCAUACAGAAUCGUUGGGGAUAAUUAUUUGAUCGAAAAAUAAAAGGUUGUUUUUAUAUGUUUAUAUGUUUUUUUGUAUGAAUUCAGCGAGAAAUACAUUUUUUGAUUAAAUGAUUUCCGACGUUUCUCCGAAAGAGUAGACGAUUUUACGCUUGGUAGAAUUUGUACAAAUGAAUAAAACAUAAGUGAAAGCUUAUCGUUGUUAGGUAGGACUGCGUGGAAAGUCAGAUUAUUGCAAUACCCCUGACAAUCAAUCAAGCAACAAAUAAGAUAACAUAUUUUUCGUUUCGUUUUUGCUGAAGGUUUAUUACUCAAAUAAAAUUUCGAAAAUGUGCACAGAUUGACUUAGCCACACUCUAACUGAUUUCAUUUUAAUCAUUGAGAAUUGAGUAUGAUCGUCAUCAAAAAUUGAAUCGAGAACUCUGUUAAAGUUUUUAUUGUAAAUGACUUUAUUUUGUAACCAGGGUAGAUCCAUCCCAUACUUACUAGGAAAAUAUAUUUUUCAAAAAUAACUCCGUUUAUAAAGAAAUUCAUAGUAAGCUAUAGUAUAUAAUAUCAACAGCAACGAAAUCAAAUUUUAAGAUAGUUUCUAAUAAAAACAUAGGAAUGUCUGUCUAGUUUAGAAGAAGAUUCUUGGUUUGACAGUCGAUCUGAAAAAAGAGGUCUUUUUCUGUUUUUCGAGUCAAUGAGAGCAUGAUUUAACGUUGCCAUUUUUCUUCCCGUUUUUUAGCGUAUAUGUGCAAUCUCCUUCCCUAUUUCUAUUUAUCCCUUCCCUUUGCUACUUUUUUUGUAUAUGAUAGUUACCGACAGUGUAUAUUUUUAAUACCUAUUUGUUGUAUAAUAUAAAACUACAUUGAGAGUAUGCAUAGAAAUACUGACAAUGCAAACGAGAGUAAUUAUGAGUACGACUUGCGAUAAGAUUGAGUGUGCUGUCGCGCUUAAACGAUAUACUAUGUACAUUAUAUAUAUAUAUAUAUAUAUAUAUAUAUAUAUAUAUAUAUAUAAUUUUUAUUUCGAGAAUAUUGCGAGUAGCAGAGAAAAUAGCGAGCGAAUUUCUUUACAAAAAAAGACGAUUAUUCUAACCAAAGUAUAUAUAAAUGUAAAAUAGAAUGGAUGGGAAAUUUUUUUUUGUUAUUGUUGUUGCGUUAGCAUGAACAAAUUAAAAAGUAAUAGAGAUAAUAGAAACUACGAUGUCUUUUUUUGGCAAGACGCUUCUGUAUACAUGUGUCUGUACAUAAACGAAAGAAAAAAAGGAAAAUACAUAUGAAGGAACAUAUUCACUGACAUGUGAUAUGGAUAUAUAGGCGCAUGCACACUCUGCGUGUGUGUACGUAUAUCUAUAUGUAUUUAUAUUUGUUCACUGAAGGAAAGCAAAUUAUCCACAUGGCUGUGAAAAGUGAACUAGAUUGUACCUAAGGUGCUUAGUAAUAUAUCAUGUUGUCAAAUGUAUAUAACUGAAUAAUAAUAUAUCAAUGUAAAAAUAA